Messenger RNA from Trichoderma breve, 1161 nucleotides. RefSeq names its product ribonuclease t2 family domain-containing protein. Gene Ontology annotation, biological process: RNA catabolic process. Gene Ontology annotation, cellular component: extracellular region. The coding region runs from base 1 to 1161 and encodes 386 amino acids. Gene Ontology annotation, molecular function: ribonuclease T2 activity; RNA binding. The record is from RefSeq and is a predicted model, not a curated record. NCBI's taxonomy places the organism in Eukaryota, Fungi, Ascomycota, Sordariomycetes, Hypocreales, Hypocreaceae. The transcript is spliced from 3 exons.
AUGGGAUUGAGACAAUUGCUGGUUGGGGCGGCCCUGAGCGCUGGCUCCGUGAUGGCAGCCUCUGUGUCAUGCGCCAUGCCGUUGAGCUGUCACAAUAUCUCGGCUGUAGCUGAUACUUGCCGCUUCAACUACCCCGGUGGUCAACUCCUUCAAACCCAAUUUUGGGACACUAAUCCAUCGACUGGGCCGAAUAACUCGUGGACCAUCCAUGGCCUCUGGCCCGACAAUUGCGAUGGAACUUAUGAACAGAAUUGUGAUAAUUCCAGAGCAUACACCAAUAUCACUGCGAUCCUUCAAGAGCAGGAUCCCUGUACUCUGGAGUACAUGCAAACAUACUGGAAAGACUACACAGGCAACGAUGAGAGCUUUUGGGAGCACGAAUUCGGCAAGCAUGGCACAUGCAUCAGCACUCUUGAACCCAGGUGCUAUCCCAAUUACCAGCCUACUCAGGAAGUUGGUGAUUAUUUCAGGAGGGCCGUCACUCUGUUCCAAACUCUCCCCUCAUAUGAUUGGCUUGCCGCAGCUGGCAUCUUGCCAUCAUCAACAACUACGUACACUCUGGCUGCAAUCCAGGAUGCUCUUACUUCGCAUUUCGGCCACAACGUCAUCAUCAACUGCAACAAGAAUGGUGAGCUUGACGAGUUAUGGUACCAAUACAAUGUCCGUGGCUCCGUUCAGUCAGGCGUGUUUGUCCCCGUUGACCCCGUUGGCGCACCCUCUACUUGCCCUAAGACUGGCAUCAAAUAUCUGCCCAACACUAGCACCACACGUCCGACCAUACCGGCAGGUGUCCUUUCCGGCAAGGCUUACAUAUAUGUCGACACUCCUAGCACAACGAGUCCUGGGUUCCUCAUCAGCAAGGGGGCGUGGUAUCGCGGCGGCGGUACCCCAGCUACGUACACUGCUACGCCAAACGCUGACGGCACGACAUUUUCCCUGAACUCUAGUAAGGGCAAGUGCGCAGUCUUGAGCGACUCUUCCUUUAGCUGCGAUACCUCCAUCACUGCCGGCAGCAGUUUUGCCUAUGAUGGCUCGCAUUUGACGUUUGAAGGAUCAUCGACUUUCUAUGCCACUGAGGUUCCAACUGGACAAGCCCAGGGCACCGUAUUUACGAGUCCUCAGGUAAUCUCACUACAGGUUACCUGGAAUCCUUUAUCAUAG